This is a messenger RNA of Condylura cristata (star-nosed mole), 1129 nucleotides long. RefSeq names its product Parkinson disease 7 domain containing 1 (gene GATD1). The record is from RefSeq and is a predicted model, not a curated record. The annotation marks the transcript as partial. Lineage: Eukaryota; Metazoa; Chordata; Mammalia; Eulipotyphla; Talpidae. The transcript is spliced from 6 exons.
GUGGCCACCCCUGGGGGGCGGGCAGUGGACUUUGUGGAUGUGAGCGAAGGCAACGCGCGCUGGGUGCAGGACUUCCGCCUCAAGGCCUACGCCAGCCCGGCCAAGCUGGAGUCCAUCGACGGCGCCCGGUACCACGCGCUCCUGAUCCCCAGCUGCCCCGGGGCCCUGGCUGACCUGGCCAGCAGCGGGUCCCUGGCCCGCAUCCUGCAGCACUUCCGCUCCGAGAGCAAGCCCAUCUGUGCCAUCGGCCACGGUGUGGCUGCGCUCUGCUGCGCCACCGACGAGGACGGGUCCUGGGUGUUCCGAGGCUACAGCCUGACGGGGCCCUCCGUGUACGAGCUGGUCCGGGCGCCCGGCUUCGCGCACCUGCCCCUGGUGGUGGAGGACUUCGUGAAGGACGCGGGCGCUGGCUUCAGUGCCAGCGAGCCAGGCGCACUGCACGUGGUGCUGGACCGCCACCUGGUCACCGGCCAGAAUGCCGGCUCCACCGUCCAGGCCGUGCAGAACCUGCUCUUCCUCUGUGGCAGCCGGUGAGGGCCACGCGUCCUGCAGGAAGCGACCUGGCCCCGGACACCCCAGCUGCCCCCUGACUACCAACCCUUGCCCGUCCCGGGGGCUCAGCUCCGUGCGGGGUCCAUGGCUGGGGCCCCCGGAGCUGGCUCUGCACCCGCUGGGUGCUGGAGGGGCCCACAGGCCUGCGAGCCUCUGCGGGGGCUCAGAACACACCCCCUGGGUGAGGCUGGGAUCCUCAGUGGCUCCCUUCUGACUCGAGGGCGGCAGCUGUGCCCUCCCCAGGCCUUGCUGUGGGUAUUGGCCGCCGUCCACCCCGCUCCCCAGAGGGCCUGGCCUGGGCCAGGUUCCCUCGUGCUCGCCCUUCUCACCCACUUGGGGGCUGGACCCCAGCCUCUGGGCCCCCUGGUAAGACCCGGGCACAACCAUGUGGCCAGGGGACUCUGGCCCUGAUGCCCUACAGCCUCUACUGAGCCUCUGCAUCCAGGGGUGGUGCUGGUGUGGCCCUGACCUGGCGACCUGCCCGCUAGCCUCAGGCCUCGGUCUGCUAGGCGCUGGGGCGGCCAUCUGCCUGGAGCCGUGGAUGGACCCACCAGAGAAAUAAACGCCUGCCCCUGUA